AUGGACGACAAGGCCGGCGUCGCUGUCACCCUCAUGAAAACUGAUGCCGAGAACCCUACAAAACCCCAAUACGACCGCGUCAUCUUAGUAUUUACAGGCGCCGAAGAACGAAGCAAAAUGGGCCUUGCGAUGUCCGAGUAUCUCACCCGCGCCGAGAAUCAUCAGCCCGCUUUACCAGCUGGGUGGGAAAAGCGAACUGCAUGGCUUCAGACCAGGACGAAUGUUCUGGGUCAGGCAGUACCUCACGAAAGCUGGUACAGAGACCUUCGACCGACCAGAGAGCUCCCCGUGGCAACUGGAGAGUCUUUAGCAGCAGAAGUUGCCAAGGUUGGCAGGGGUUCUUCCGUCGACAUCUUCCAGGUUGCGCCCUGCGAAGAUAAUGACGUCUGGGAAUUCAUCGAUGCAUUGCCCAACAUCAAUAUAUAUCAUCUUUUCUUUGGUUAUAACUCCCGGCAAGGGAUCGCCACCGAUAACAUGAGCCGAGCAAGUAAACUAGCUCUAUCACAGAGGCAAGUCCAGUUUCACAAGACCCUCCAGGCCCGCCUCAGCGACAAGCAUCCCAGCGCUCGGGUGAUCUUCACCCAGAACGUCCCAUCUUUCGCCAACGCUGGAGCCGGUUCUCAGGUUCUGUCCUGGUGCAGGAAGUAUUUCCCUGAAAAAGAUAUCUUAAUGGCGCUGCGUGAUCCUUUCUGGACCGGCCUCAUCACCCUAGCCAACAAGUACGCAGACGACGCGACGACACUACGACAGAUGCCCGAUUCGCCUGAAGAAUUCAUGACUCAGGUUGUGUCAUCUCGAUUGGAGGAGACGACUCUACGAGUCCAAAUCUUGAACAUGCUCAAGAGUGCUGUUUCGAGCCAACAGUUUGCACAAGACUCACCAAGAUCUUACUCACGUGUUCGCGACAUCCUAGUCGAAGAGUUUACCGGGAAACCAGCGCCAACCCUAGAGCUCGGAGAUGCGAAUCACAUGGCAAUUGUCAUGCAAUAUCUCGACAACGAGAACAAGGACCGUAGUAGUAACGUGAUGAGACUUCUACCGGCCCUGUGCGACACAAGUGAGGAAAACCCGACUCAACCUCCCCGGGUCUCAGCAGGAGCAUCGGCUGCUCAAAGUCCAGAUGGAUGGGUCCUUGCGGGUUGCGACAUCCAAGAGACGAGAAUGUACAUAGAAGGGCUAUUCAAGAAGAAUGCGCUGCCGUGA
Colletotrichum fioriniae is the source of this 1203-nucleotide messenger RNA. RefSeq lists its product as uncharacterized. Lineage: Eukaryota; Fungi; Ascomycota; Sordariomycetes; Glomerellales; Glomerellaceae. The record is from RefSeq and is a predicted model, not a curated record.